CAAUGGCGGGAAAAUCCAGCUCACAUUUGUUUUUCUAGGGUUUACAUACAGCGUUCCCGUUUCUCAAUCCAAACAAACAAUAAACCGAAGGCAAAAUACCACCAUUAUCUUUCAUCCAGUUUCUCCGAAUCCAAACAGAAAAAGAUGCCAACAUACAAAUUAGGGGGAAUCGAUGUUGAUUUUCCAUUUGAGGCCUAUGAUUGCCAACUUGUUUACAUGGAGAAAGUUAUUGAAGCUCUCCAAAAGAGGUGUAAUGCACUUUUGGAGAGUCCUACUGGAACUGGGAAAACCUUAUGUCUUCUCUGUGCCACGUUGGCCUGGAGGAAGAGUUUGGGUGGUUUUUCAACGGGGAGUAGUCAAAUAAAGAGUCUAUUUUCUGGGAGCCAAUCUGAUGUGGGAUCAUCGCAAUCUCAGGCUGGCAACCUUCCAACUAUUGUCUAUACCUCACGUACUCACAGCCAACUCCGGCAAGUUGUUCAAGAGUUGAGAAGAAGCAACUACAGGCCCAAGAUGGUAGUUUUGGGAUCACGGGAGCAAUUGUGCAUACAUGAUGAAGUGAGCUUACUUCACGGGAAAGCUCAGACAAAUGCCUGCCGUGCCCUUUGCAGAAAGCGUCAGAAGCGUCAUUGCACACAUUUUCCUCGUGUUGCUGAAUACAUGAAGAACAACCCUCAUAUUGGAGAUGAACCUCUUGACAUAGAGGACUUGGUGAAUAUUGGAAGAAGAUUUGGGCCAUGCCCAUAUUAUGUGUCACGAGAGCUCCACAAGGUUGUUGAUAUUUUAUUUGCACCUUACAACUAUCUUAUAGAUCAUGACUAUAGAAGAUCUCUUAACCUUGAGUGGCACAACAGCGUACUGAUAUUUGAUGAAGCUCACAACCUGGAAGGCAUCUGUGCUGAUGCAGCCUCUUUUGACUUGUCUUCUGGACUUCUGACGGCAUGCAUUUCUGAAGCGAAAAAUUGUGUUGACCUAGCUGUUGCGAGGCGAGAAGAAUCAAAUGAUAAAUCAAGGAAUCCAGAUAACUUUGCGAUCUUGAGAGCUCUUCUUUUGAAACUUCAGAAGCGAAUUGCUGAAGUUCCCAUUGAAUCCAAGGAACUUGGAUUUACCAAGCCUGGGCCUUACAUUUAUGAGCUACUUGCUGAUCUCAAUAUCACUCAUGAAACUGCUUCUAAACUUAUCGAUAUAAUUGAGGAAGCUGCCAUGUUGCUUGAGGAAGAUAAGCAGCAGGACACAAAGGGAAGUGGCUGCAGGCUGGAAAGCAUUGGUAACAUCCUUAAAAGUAUUUUUAGAGAUAAGGGCAAUAAUCAUGCUGAUUAUUAUCGUGUUCAUGUGCAAGAGGCUGAGGUAAAUGCUACAGAUAUCUUCAGAGGUAAGACAUCCAGGAUACUCAGUUGGUGGUGCUUCAAUCCAGGAAUUGCUAUGCAAGAGUUCUCCAAAAUGGGAGUUGCAUCUAUUGUGUUGACAUCUGGUACAUUAUCUCCCUUGGAUUCGUUUGCGCAGGAAUUGAAAUUAGAUUUUCCUGUUCGGUUGGAAAAUCCUCAUGUAAUAUCCUCAGAUCAGAUAUGGGCAGGAGUUGUCCCACUUGGUCCAUCAGGUCGCUCCUUCAAUUCAUCUUACCGGAAUCGUGAUUCUCCAGAAUACAAACAAGAACUUGGGAAUGCUAUUGUCAAUUUUGCUCGAAUUGUACCUGAUGGACUGCUUGUUUUCUUUCCAUCUUACUACCUUUUGGACCAGUGCAUUAGUUAUUGGAAAAACAUGGGUAAUGCAAAUUCAAGUACAAUAUGGGAAAGAAUGUGCAAAUUUAAGAAACCUGUUAUUGAACCUAGACAAUCUUCACUGUUUCCUCUGGCAAUUGAGGACUAUAUGAGUAAAUUGAAGGACACUUCAACAUCUGGUGCAGUAUUUUUUGCUGUUUGUCGUGGCAAGGUCAGUGAGGGAUUAGAUUUUGCUGACCACGCUGGAAGGGCUGUAGUAAUCACUGGGAUGCCAUUUGCCACAAGGACAGACCCUAAGGUUCGUCUCAAACGUGAGUACUUGGACCUACAGACACAAUCACCCAGGGAAGGAUGUAAGAUGCUUAAGUUGUUAACUGGAGAAGAGUGGUAUAAUCAACAAGCAUCAAGAGCUGUAAAUCAGGCAGUCGGACGUGUUAUCCGUCACCGCCAUGAUUAUGGGGCGAUCAUCUUUUGUGAUGAAAGGUUUGCUCAUCCUAAUCGUCAGUCUCAAAUAUCUCUUUGGAUACAGCCUCAUAUUAAGUGUUACACCAAAUUUGGGGAUGUUGUUUUUACGCUGACUCGUUUUUUCCGAGAUGGAGGAAGCCGUAGUCCUACAAAGCUGAAAUUUGCAGAUCAUGAAAAAAAGGAUCUAAGUCCAAGUUCUACAAAAUCAGUUCCAGUUGAGGACAUCAAGCAAUCUUCAUCAGGAAGUAGAAGAGACAUACAAACUGCUCAGCCUCUGGACAAAUCUUACCUGAAACUGUUACCUGAUUUGUCUACAUCAAUGGACCAAACUCACUCCAAAGACAAAUUGUCUUCUCAUUUUGAAGUUAAAAGCAGCAACAACUCAAGCCAGCUGGGACGCAUUCUUCCUGCCAAUCUCUCAUGUUUCACUCCUUGUAUGUAUAUGAAAAAGUUGAAGCGAUCAAGUGAUCUAAUGGUCAAUGAGAAAAAGUUGUCAAUUACUGGGACGGGAAAAAUGCAAUACCAGAAUCAUGAUGCGAUUGAUUCAACUGGUGAUCUUUUAUUGGAUAGGCAACAAAGAGGAGAGCAACAGUUAGAGCCUUGUUCUAGCAAGAAACGCAGAGUACUACCCAUAGAGCUUGACACGUUGCAGCAUGAUAAAAGUUCCAAUAAUUAUGCAUCAGAUGCCCAAAGAUCAGGGCCAAGUGACCUUCCUUUCAUGGUCAGUUCAGUGAAACAUGAGAAACUACAGAUUUCUGGUGCUAGAAGUGCGCUGAAUGCUAAAGUUCAUUUGCUGCAUAAGGAUGAUGGAGCUGCAGGUGUCAACUUGAGUGCUGAACCAUGUGGUGCCGAGGAAACUAAAGGUUCUGCCUUUCUGAUGCAGGUUAAAGAGAAACUUAGUCCUACAGAAUAUAAAGAAUUUGUGGGGUUUAUGAAGGCAAUGAAGUCCAAAGUGAUGAAGAUUGGUAAUGUUUUGCAAUCCAUUGUGGGAUUAUUUUCAGGACCAGAGAGGCUUCCUCUUCUUGAAAGAUUCAAGGAUUACGUGCCUGCAAAGUAUCAAUCUUUAUAUGAGCAACACAUUGAAACAAGUAAAGAUAUGCCUGACAAUCAAAGGAACUAAACUUAUCUUGUCUUAAAAGUUGUUAGGGAGGGAUGCCAUUCCUCAAUUUUUGUGAUCGGUCUGGAUGGAAAUGAGUCUUUCUAGAGCAAUGAUCUCCUGGAGUGUCAGAAAGAGAAGAAUUGAGAUAAAACAUUGUGGAGGGUUUGCGUGAAGUAUAUCGCAACUUUUGACAAAUAUCAGAAACUGUUUGCCUGCGUAACCAAGUAGCUAAUUGUUCUUUCAUAUCUGGAAGAAAGUAACUUUCUCAACAUGAGGGCAAUGUUGCAUUUGCAAGCUGUUAUACCUGUAUUAUUUUACUGAGAUUGUGAAGGAUUACUGGAUUAGACUUGGUCACAGCUUACCUCUUGUGGAAAACAAAAUCAAGCAAACAGAAAUAGAGUGAAACUGGGAAUUUUGUUGGAGAGAUGAGAUAUAAAGGCAGCCUAAGUUUUUGCUUCCUGAUUUAUAUGGCCUUGACAGUGCAUCAGCAAGAGCCUACAAGAUGGUCGAUUAGUUAUUGGAAGUGACUCUAGUUACUGUACCUAUGGUGCCCCUGAGAUUGACAUUCAUGUGUAGAUAUUAAAAUAGAACUGAUUUACAAGGUAUGAGGUUCCAUUUGAUGGAAAGCAUAUGAGGUGCCUAUUAAUUACUUCUUACUAUAUAUUGUUCCUAAAAUUUUCAAUUUAAGUCCAGUGGCAUCUGACUCUUAACCUGCCUAAA
Messenger RNA from Theobroma umbraticum, 3999 nucleotides. RefSeq names its product RAD3-like DNA-binding helicase protein. Gene Ontology annotation, cellular component: nucleus. Gene Ontology annotation, molecular function: DNA binding; DNA polymerase binding; ATP binding. Gene Ontology annotation, biological process: negative regulation of DNA recombination; negative regulation of t-circle formation; telomeric loop disassembly. The record is from RefSeq and is a predicted model, not a curated record. NCBI's taxonomy places the organism in Eukaryota, Viridiplantae, Streptophyta, Magnoliopsida, Malvales, Malvaceae.